UAUUAACAAUCAAGCUCGCCAAAUUUUAAUUUCCGGCAAAAUGACAGCUCAUCCAAAAAUUGUUUUAUUUUGUCAUUUCUUAUGAUUUUUGUCAACAACAAAUUCAUCAUAUCGAAAAUGGCUGUAUCAGAAACAAAUGCGAUUCUGCUGUUCACAUGUCUUUACCUGUUCUUCGCAAUUUUAUUGAUCGCUCCACCAACCGAAUUUAUAUCAGCAGGGCUCACUGUUCAGAACGUGUUCUCCAAUUUUCUUGGAAGUGAAGACAUAAACUUUAUUUACUAUCACAUUAGACGAACAUCAAUCACUUUGAUAUUUCAUAGUACAUUACUGUUGUGUUACUAUGUUGUUUUGGGACUGUUUGCUCCACACCUGCAAUUAUUUACUCCAUGGCUUGCUCCUGCUGGUUUCCAGCUUCUCCUUGUAUCAACUAUAACCAUAGCAACUGCAGCAUGUCUUCAAGUCUUCUACUGGUCUAGAAAUAAUUGGGACAACCAUUCUAUUGCUAAGCAACUUGGUUACCUUGGUGAUGAGAACAGUAACUGGAGAGCGGUUGCAGCAUCUAUAAACAUAGAAUUUCGUAGAAUCGACAAAUUUUCAUCUGGAAUACCAACAGGACGCAGAGUUAUAGUGACGGAUUCGUGGGUGAUUAAAACCUCAACAUAUUUUGUGUAUGUUGCUCAUCAAAAUGAUAUUCAUCUGACACUUGCAGCAUCAGAAGAACAUAAUAUAUCGUAUGAAAACAUGACUUCUGUCCAGUUUGUGCAUAUAGAUGUUGCCAGUAUAAAUCAAAAAAUAUCACCUUUUAGAUUAAGGUUAAAUGCCUUAGACUACAGAGACUUGAAGGAAAAAUUACAAGCUCCUGUAAGAAAUGCCAGAAAUAUAGUGAUACGACAGUCAAUGAGUGAACAGUUUUUACAAGCAUUUGCAGAGCAGGUGUCAUUAAAUCCAGUCUUUCAUCCCCCUGAUGGAAUGGAGAUUGAUACCUGCAUUGGCUGCAUGCAGAAAGAAUCGGACGUAAAACUACAGAAACACUGCAGUGAACAAGAUGUUGGAGAAUGUGUACAGUGUUACUGUAGACCUAUGUGGUGUUUAGAGUGUAUGGGAAAAUGGUUUGCCAGUAGACAAGAUCAACAAAGACCAGAUACCUGGUUGUCUAGCAGGUCACCUUGUCCUACAUGUAGGGCUGUCUUCUGUAUUCUAGAUGUGUGUAAAAUUCAGGUGUGAAACUAGAAACUGUAAUAAAUUCUUUUCACAUGUGCAACUUGAUAUGUCAACAUUCCCUCUUCCCUAGGCUGGCAAAAUUCACCUUUUUCAGCUAAACUUCAAAUGGAAUCACAAAUGGAGAAAAAUGAACUUCAUAUAUGAUGUCAUUUAAAUAAAGAUUUAUUUAAAUUUAUAUCAGGUUAAGAUGGGGAUUUUGUCCUACAGCAGCAGAGGUUUACCUACCUUAGAUUGAUCUUUGAAUCUGUAACUACCGGUAACAGAUUAUGGAUGGACAAUUGUUAGAAAAGUUUUUCUUUUCUUAUUGGAGAAGCGCAGGCUUUAGAUUGUGGACAGAGGACAGUGACAGUUAUGGUGCAAUAAAGCCCAAAGUUUCUUUCCUUAGUUAUGUAACACAGUGAAUUAUUUUGUAAAUACUUAUGCUAUGUACAGUCAGGGGUGUAACUGUUUCAAGUUAUCGCAUUUUGUAACCCAUUUGAGUUAUUGCUUAUUCUUUCAUAACUUGUUUCAGUUAUCAUAAAAUAUUACAAAGCCUUCCUGUGCCAAUUCCGCAUUUUGAAUGAGACUAACGCAAUUAUUUCCUGAAUCCUUGAACUUUUAUCUUUCAAGCUAUGCAGUAAAAUUGUUUACGCAAGGCUGAUAAAGGUUUACGCAAAAGUUUUAAAGCUAUAAAACUCUUAACAUCCCAUUAUGCUUAUCAGUUCAUGAACAGACUAAAAGAGAAUUUGAUUAACCACAGUUUGCUACUAAUUUCACUUUAAAGGUCACUUUGUGAGAACAGGUAAAAGACUUUUUGAAUAACUUACCUGAGUUAACUAUAUUUUAUUACUAAUACAGGUUAUAAAAUGCUUGCAAAAGUAACUGAAAUAGGUUACACAACUUAUAUCAGUUGCACCCCUGACUUAUGUAUCAACAGAUAGUUCUAGGUAGACCCUAAAGAAAAAAGAACAUUUUUUACAACAAGUUAAGUAUGUAAGUGUUCAAAGUUGAUGAGAAUCUGUAUUUAUUUGUGAUACAUCUGUAUAAAACAAGUUUUACUACUCUAACUACAGAUAUCCCACUGUUCUCUAUUAUUUUGGCUUGUAGAGAUCCUGCUUAUUAUCUGAAGGAGCAGGUGACCAGACAAAACUUUUAUGCAGCCUCAGAUUUGACAUAGUGUUGACUUCCUAUUAUACUCUGAAAUCAGAUUACUAUUGUGCGCAUGAAAUGUUGUAGUUUUGGCCAAAAUGGUAGUUUAGUUGGGAUUCAGCUGUGAAUUUAGAUUUUGAAGAUAAAGUGAAUAAGAAUUAUUUGUUGGUACUAUUUGAUGGAUUGAUGCAACUAUAAAAUCAAGGAAAAUUAAUCUCUGCAAUUGUUAAAGCUUUCACAACUUGUUAACUCAGUAUUUGCCUUAACUUAAAAGUUUUUGCUCAGCAGUAUGGAAACCACAUGUAUGUUAUUGCACUAUAUUUGCUGUUCAGCUAAGAUCAAAUAACCUGCAGGUUAUCAAGAGGAGGGACAGUGUAAGAUUUUACAGCCAAUUUUUCUAAAUUUUGUUUUGGGUUUUAGGAAGGACAUGAGCUUAAACCAUUGUGCAAGUUAUCUGGCUGAAAUUAUGGUCCGACUGUUUUGUUGUUGUUAUGCUUAUUAUGUAAUUCCAAAAAGUGAAAUAAAAUACUAUAUGAAGUAGG
Molecule: messenger RNA, 2891 nt
Organism: Mercenaria mercenaria
Lineage: Eukaryota; Metazoa; Mollusca; Bivalvia; Venerida; Veneridae
Product: E3 ubiquitin-protein ligase TM129-like
Exons: 4
Coding region: 82-1224 (380 amino acids)
Biological process (GO): protein ubiquitination
Cellular component (GO): endoplasmic reticulum; membrane
Molecular function (GO): ubiquitin protein ligase activity
Source: RefSeq, a predicted model, not a curated record